Archocentrus centrarchus (flier cichlid) is the source of this 2109-nucleotide messenger RNA. It is a transcript of the gene ilrun, whose product is annotated as inflammation and lipid regulator with UBA-like and NBR1-like domains. The coding region runs from base 1 to 843 and encodes 280 amino acids. NCBI's taxonomy places the organism in Eukaryota, Metazoa, Chordata, Actinopteri, Cichliformes, Cichlidae. Gene Ontology annotation, cellular component: phagophore assembly site. Gene Ontology annotation, biological process: macroautophagy. The record is from RefSeq and is a predicted model, not a curated record. The transcript is spliced from 5 exons. Gene Ontology annotation, molecular function: ubiquitin binding.
AUGGAGGGCACGGACAUGGACGUGGACGCGGAGCUCAUGCAGAAGUUCAGCUGCAUGGGCACCACGGACAAGGACGUCCUUAUUUCGGAGUUUCAGAGGCUGCUGGGCUUUCAGCUCAACCCAGCCGGCUGCGCCUUCUUCCUGGACAUGACCAACUGGAACCUGCAGGCUGCUAUUGGUGCAUAUUAUGACUUUGAAAGUCCCAGUGUCAACACGCCAUCCAUGUCCUUUGUUGAAGAUGUGACAAUUGGGGAAGGAGAGUCUGUCCCUCCAGAUACACUGUUCACUAAGACCUGGCGGAUACAAAACACAGGUGCAGAGUCGUGGCCACCGGGGGUUUGUCUGAAGUACAUUGGAGGGGAUCAGUUUGGGCAUGUAAACACAGUUAUGGUGAAAUCUCUAGAUCCCCAGGAAAUAUCAGAUGUGAGUGUGCAAAUGCGAAGUCCCACAACUCCUGGCAUGUACCAGGGCCAGUGGAGGAUGUGUACUGCCACUGGAUUAUUCUAUGGAGAUGUAAUCUGGGUGAUUCUCAGUGUAGAAGUUGGAGGUCUUCUUGGAGUGACCCAGCAGCUAUCUUCCUUCGAGACAGAAUUCAACACUCAGCCCCAGCGCAAUGUGCAGGGAGACUUCAACCCGUUUGCCUCGCCACAGAAGAACAAGCAUGAUGCCACUGACAACAGCUUCAGAGACCCAGGUGGAGCCUGGGAACGCACGCAAGAGCCAAUCCAGCAAGAUCAGAAUGGACUGUCUCAUAAUGCUGUAAAUAGGGCGUCAAAUGGUCUCCAAACCAAUCUUUCUGUGGUGACUUAUGGCCAGGGACCCUACCCAUUUGGACAGAGCUAGAAUGACAAAGACCCCUCUCCCCCAUGGUGGAUGAAGAGCUUAACACCCUGGGAGUCCUUAAAUGCAGAGGAGUUGGAGGGGGGGAGGAACAGUUGUUUUAUAUUGACUCAUGACAACCCUCUUCCAAAAACAACCCAUGGCCCUUUCCACAGAAACACAAAGGACAGUGAGGUGAUGGAUUACAUCAACUGCAGAGAAACAUCCCACCUGACAUCAACACCCGGAUUCGCAUGUGUGAAUGCUUCAUUUAAGAGUGCUAUAAACCUUUACGGAUAGAUACACGUGACUAUUUUUAUUUACAUGGUAAAAUGUGCCUAGUUAAAGUGAAAGUCACCCUAAACAAUUUGGUAUUCCCAUGGGCAGCUGAAUGCUUUCUCUCUUUGGGGUUCCUACCCAGGUCUAGAAAUAUAUAUAUUUUUUUAAAUCUGUGAGUAGUACAGAAAAUUGUAGUGGUCAUACAUCAUGUUGAGGCAUUGAACAGCCUCAAAAUUGAGCAAAAAAAGGUUUUGCCUUUUAUUAACCCCCCCCUUAAAAAAAAAAAAGAACAAUCAAUCCUAAUCAAACCUUUAGGUAGAACAAAUACCCAGUGAAUAAUGUUAAAGACAGAAAACUACUAUAAAAGUAUUGAUAAAUUACAGGGCUGCGCUGGUCCUGAAAGGUCAUUAUUAACUACACAGCUAGUAAUGGAUGACGUAGCCAUACCAAGUAUAAAAUGUAACACUAUAUCUGUUAAAAUGCCCCUGUUGUGCUUGUUUACAGGCUUAUCAUUUUAUUAUGGGGAUGUACUGGAAUUGUUUUACAAUUCUACAUUUUUGACUGGCUCUCGUCUCUUUAAGGCUUUACCUGAAAAUGUGUUCUUCUGCCUUUACCUUGUCAUCAUCCUACAUGUACAAUCACAGCACAGCUGCUGUCUUUCAGUUGUGAGACGCUGUUAAAGCAGGAGAAUUUUGGGAGUGUGGAAAAAUUGCUUCAACGUAAUGGCUGAUUUACAUUAGUCUUACUGUGUUGUGUUUGUGUCACUAUUUCAUGCAUGAAAUAUGUAAAUGAGGACAGCUUUUAGGAAUGAAGUUAAAUUCUGUUUGGCCUUUGUAACUUUGCAGGUCAUUUACAUGUUCAAAAAGCUAAGUAACACACUGCAGGGUAGGGGAAGCACAAUAGGGGCACUUUAAAUUUGGCUUCAGCAAAAAUGAAUACCUGACUUUGGCUAAAGUGAGUUGUCUAUAUUCGCUUGAUUAUGCAACUGAGCUUCAGAAAUAAGAAGCUUUU